CUUAAACUCCGCCCGAUAUGGGCUGAAAAUGCUUUUUAAGCAUGUGAAUGGGCUUGUCACAAAGCCUGAACAUGUAUGCGAAUAACGACGACGAUCGCAGAAGCCGGGGGGUGGCGAAGUGCAACAAUCGGAAGGAAGGUGUGGCGUGCAAAGAACAGCCAAAGUGCAUGCGGCAACGACACGUCAAACCCCCCAUUAAAUGGGUCCCACUUUUUCUCUUUCUCUUUCUCUUUCUCGUCCUUUCCCUCUCUUCGUUUCGUCAGUUGCAACCGCCACAGCACGAAUCCCAUGCGGCCGGUUACACGUAGACCACAUUUGGAUUGGAAUUCCUCCGCCAAAACGAACUCGAUAGUCCCGUGAUCGGAUCCUCGAUCAACGGCCACGACACGUCGAGCGGGAAUGAGGGUGUAAAGCUUUAGCCGAAAACAAGAAAAAGUUGACGGGCAGUUUUCCUUUGCUUUCUCUCUGCCUCUCUCUCUCUCUCUGCUAUAUAUGCUCUCCGAGUCCGAAUUGUUAGUCAUUUACUUCACCUUUUUCUUUCCGCCAUUAGAGGUUGCUUCGUAGUCCAGGAAACUUCCCGCAUUGCUGUUCAUCGUCUUCUUCCUCAAUCGGUGAGUGAGCUCCUCCUCUGCAUGCGUUUCUAAUUAUGUAAUCGAUGAUUGCUUGCUUGCUUAAGAUUGUUCCAUUGAUUCAUCUCAAUAUUUAGGUCGCCCUUGACCUUGAGGAUCAUUUUAGUCUUUGUUGUACUGUUUUCUUUUGGCAUUAUAGCUGUUUUGAUCUCGCAGCAGUCACAUAUACCUAGUAGUUCAUUACUGUGAGUGAUUUUCCUUUCUAUUCCGGCGAACUUUUCGCCGGUUCCUGGUCGAGAAGGACAAUGGUGGAAACAAGUUGAACAGUAAGAAAGAAUUGAAAGUGGCAAAAAAAAAAAAAAAAAGAGAAUGAACGAAUUAACCACUGCGGAACCAAUUAAUUAAAGUGCAGCUUUCCACAUCCAUUUGAUGCGAUGGGGCUAAAGCUUACUCUGGUGGUGGUGCUUUUCAAUUCGACGACAAAAAUCCGAUUCGGAUAGGUUUCUGGGUGUUACUUUUGUUUACUGGCCUACUGAGCUUCCACCAGCUCUGCUGUUUUGAGUGGAAACAACACUGGUUACUGAUUAGGAAUUCAUUCACAAAGUAAAGUAAUUCCACCAGCUUUGGCUUUUUGAUGCUUUUUUACGUUAUGUAGAAAAGUUAUGGAGGUUUACGGCUUUUGCUGAAUCAGUUCCUUUUAUCUUGUUAUCUAAGGAUGUAGUCGUCACUCGUAAACCCACCCUGCAUAAUAUUCUACUUCCGGGGGAGGGGGGAAAAUGUUAUAUAGGGGUGUUAGUAAUUAGUUGACCUUCCUAUUACCAUUGCUGACCAUUGAUCCUCUCUCCCUAAUACUCAUCAACAGGUUGUUUCGAUCUUUGGGUAGUGAUGGGAACGAGCGGUUGUAAAGCGAUGGAGUUAUUGCCUCUGCUGCUCUGCUCCGUCGUCCUGUUUUCUUCGGUGGUGUCAUGCGAGGAAAAGCUGGUCAGAAUUGGGCUGAAGAAGCUCAAAUUUGACCAGAACAACCGGGUAGCUGCUAGGAUGGAGUCCGGUCAUGUUCGUGAGGGGAUGCGAGCUGCGCUCAAUAGGAAGUAUGGCGGCCUACUGGGUGAUUCACGAGACACCGACAUUGUGGCGCUGAAGAACUACUUGGAUGCUCAGUAUUAUGGUGAGAUUGGUGUAGGCACUCCUCCCCAGAAGUUCACUGUUAUAUUUGAUACUGGUAGCUCAAACUUGUGGGUGCCUUCGGCUAAAUGCUAUUUCUCUGUCUCGUGUUUUCUCCAUGCCAAGUACAAGUCUAGCCAGUCUAGUACCUACCAGAAAAAUGGCAAGAGUGCUGAGAUUCAGUAUGGUACUGGUGCUAUUGCCGGGUUUUUUAGUGUUGACCACGUCAAAGUUGGUAAACUGGUAGUCAAAGAUCAGGACUUCAUUGAGGCAACGAGGGAGCCUGGUGUUACCUUCUUGAUGGCGAAGUUUGAUGGUAUCUUGGGGCUUGGAUUUCGUGAGAUCUCAGUGGGAGAUGCUGUUCCCGUCUGGGACAACAUGAUGAAACAAGGCCUUAUCAAGGAGCCUGUAUUUUCAUUCUGGCUAAACCGCCAUGCGGACGAAGAGGAAGGUGGUGAGAUUGUGUUUGGCGGUGUUGAUCCAAAUCAUUUCAGAGGAAAGCACACUUAUGUUCCCGUGACCCAGAAAGGUUAUUGGCAGUUUGACAUGGGAGAUGUUAUCAUUGGCGGCAAAUCAACUGGUUAUUGCGGACGUGGCUGUUCAGCAAUAGCAGAUUCAGGAACUUCCCUGCUGGCUGGUCCAACGACUGUGGUUGCCAUGAUAAACAAAGCAAUUGGAGCUUCUGGAGUUGUUAGCCAGCAAUGCAAGACUGUCGUUUCACAAUAUGGACAAACCAUCCUUGAUUUGCUAAUGGCUGAGGCUGGACCAAAGAAGAUCUGCUCUCAAAUUGGGCUCUGCACAUUCGAUGGAAUCAAAAGUGUUAGCAUGGGCAUCGAGAGUGUUGUGAAUGAAGGCGAUGAGAGGUCAUCUGGAGCUGUCAAUGAUGCCAUGUGCUCCGCAUGUGAAAUGGCAGUUGUUUGGAUGCAGAACCAGGUGAUGCAGAAUCAGACACAAGAACGCAUUCUGCAAUACGUUGAUGAGCUCUGUGAUCGAAUGCCGAAUCCUAUGGGAGAAUCUGCCGUCGAAUGUGGAAGCGUUUCUUCCAUGCCAACUGUUUCCUUCACCAUCGGAGGCAAAGUUUUCGACCUCCGACCAGAAGAGUACAUUCUGAAGGUGGGCGAGGGCACAGCUGCUCAGUGCAUCAGUGGGUUUACUGCGUUGGACAUUCCUCCUCCGAGAGGCCCUCUCUGGAUACUGGGAGAUGUUUUCAUGGGACGCUACCACACGGUGUUUGACUACGGGAACAUGCAAGUCGGAUUUGCGGAAGCGGCUUAGCAGCAUAACUGCUAGUCCGCGCUUAUGUAGUAGUAUUGAAAGUUGGUGUUGGCUUGUUGGACUGUGUAAUAAAGUUGAAGGGUUUCAAUCCACCCGUGUAAAGAAACCACUUAAUCAGCUGAGAGUUUGAGUAUGUGCAAUGUAAAUAGUGUCAUAAGUAAGCGUGUGUAUAGUUGGAGAGACAGAGAGUGCUUGGUCCCCCCUUCUCGUUUCUCUUUCGGCUUUCACUUUAAUUUUCGGUCACUUAUCAUGUUCAAAGAUGUCUGUUGCUUCUUACUUCUGAGGGUGCAAACUGCAAACUAAUCAGUCAGCUUGAGGCCCUCUUUUCGUACUUCAUCAUAUGUUUGUUCAAUGCACCUGUUACGGGACAAUCGAAGUACUACAUCGGAAAUACAAGGGAAGGAAUUCUUGUAUAUUAGUGUCCACCAAGCUCAUUAGUAAGAGACAUUUUGGGGAGGACGCUCAAGAGUAAAAUCGUGCGAGUUUGGCCCAAAGCGGACAAUAUCAUACUAAUUGAGCGGUCCGAUUUGUGACAAGUGGUAUCAGACAGCGGCGGAUCCAGAACACAGAAGAGCACUGGGCCGAGUUUCAUUAGAAAAUUGAAUAGUAAAAAAACAUAAUGAUUAUAGUUUUUUUCCAAUGUAAAUUGUACACGACGGUAUUUUAAUUUAGUGAUGCAUCAAUAAUUGAGCCUACAUCAAUACCAAUAGUAUACACUGUUACAAAUAAAUUACUUGAGCAAUCGGCAAGAAAUUCAUCGCUCAUUUUGUUUUGCAAAUCAGUUCUCACAUAUUUCAUUGUUGAAAAGGUUCUCUUCGUAGUAGCUGUUGAAACGAGCCGCAUUAACACUAGACAAAUCAAUCGGCAUUUUGUGUCAAUCCCUGCAUCCACCAACUGCUCUAGUAAGUUUUCAAGGGAACAAACCUCAUAUUUCUUUUAGUCUUUUACGUUUUAAACUUUUAGAAUUUUAGGUUUCAUUGUUUUUGUUAUAUGCAUAAUCUUUGGGGCUAAAAUUUAAAGGCUAAAUUUAGAGUACUGAUUUGAAUAUGGUCAUCUGAAUCAUUUUUCUAGUUAUACCCAAUUUUAUUAUAAAAUCACACUAAGCCGAAUGCCUAAAAUCGAAAAAUUCAUAAGGACUAUACUAACUACGGAUCCAGAGGAGGGCUGGGCCGGGGCCCGGGGUGGCCACCCCCUGCAUCCGCCACUGGUAUCAGAGUCUGGUUCAGUCUAGGUUGGUGGACGUAAGUUUGGUGGGACCCUCAUUCGGUGACCUCGAGAUUUGAGAUCUACAUUUGUGUGGCGGAUCAAAGGUGACUCGCGUCCGCGUCUGUUUUGUGGAUUCAGGAGAGAUCCGCGUUUGGGCUUGGCUGAUCAAAGAGAGUUCCGCAUUUGGGAAGUAGAUCAAAGUGAGUUCCGCGUCUGGUAAAGUCCUUGUACAGAGAAGCCCAUCGAUUUGGUGGAUUCAGGAGAGAUCCACGUUUGGGCUUGGCUGAUCAAAUAGAGUUCCGCAUUUGGGAAGUAGAUCAAAGUGAGUUCUGCGUCUGGUAAAGUCCUUGUACCGAGAAGCCCAUCGAUACAAGGCGCCUGGCGGAUCAAGAUAAUCGUUGAGGUGAGGAUAUUUAUUAAUAUAAUCCUAACCCAUCAAAGGAAAAAACCCAAUGAGCAAAAUCAGCGUGUGAAGUGUUAAAUUUGAAGGAAAUCAAGCUUCUUUAAGCAAACAAACGAUCAAGAACCCUUCUUCAAAGCUAUUACUGACUAUAAGUAACUAAAUCUCCACCUUUAGAUCUAAGUGGACCCAUAAAAUUCAGAUUUAGAGGUUGUGAAUUAAAUACAUUUUAUUUU
Messenger RNA from Linum trigynum, 4847 nucleotides. NCBI's taxonomy places the organism in Eukaryota, Viridiplantae, Streptophyta, Magnoliopsida, Malpighiales, Linaceae. The record is from the annotation of a GenBank genome assembly.